This is a messenger RNA of Schizosaccharomyces japonicus yFS275, 3398 nucleotides long. Its product is annotated as cell division control protein Cdc5. The transcript is spliced from 5 exons. Bases 77 to 2392 code for a protein of 771 amino acids. Gene Ontology annotation, molecular function: DNA binding. Gene Ontology annotation, cellular component: cytosol; nucleolar peripheral inclusion body; nucleus. The record is from RefSeq and is a predicted model, not a curated record. Gene Ontology annotation, biological process: mRNA splicing, via spliceosome; regulation of DNA-templated transcription; mRNA cis splicing, via spliceosome. Lineage: Eukaryota; Fungi; Ascomycota; Schizosaccharomycetes; Schizosaccharomycetales; Schizosaccharomycetaceae.
GGCGCCUUCGGGCACACAUGCACAUGAAAUGCUAACGGUGAACGCGUCUAUCGGUAUCAAUUUCACUUAAAAUACCAUGUCCUUGUCAAAAGGAGGUUACUGGAAAAACACAGAGGAUGAAAUUUUAAAAGCUGCUGUCAGUAAAUACGGAAAAAACCAAUGGGCAAGAAUUAGUUCUUUGUUAGUUCGGAAGACUCCUAAGCAAUGCAAAGCUCGUUGGUAUGAGUGGAUAGAUCCAAGUAUUAAGAAGACUGAAUGGAGUCGAGAAGAAGAUGAGAAAUUACUUCAUUUAGCAAAGCUGCUUCCAACACAAUGGAGAACAAUCGCGCCUAUCGUUGGGAGAACCGCGACACAGUGUUUAGAACGGUAUCAAAAACUUCUGGACGAUUUAGAAGCAAAGGAGAAUGCUCAGCUUGGUUUGACAAGUGGUGAGGGAGCAGAGGCUGCUGCUCCGGCGGACGAUCCAAAUUCGCGUUUGCGUUUUGGGUCUGCUGAACCUAAUCUUGAAACGCUUCCCGCACUUCCAGAUGCAAUAGAUAUGGACGAAGAUGAAAAGGAAAUGCUUAGUGAAGCUCGAGCUCGUUUGGCAAACACACAGGGCAAAAAGGCAAAGCGAAAGGAUCGCGAAAAACAAUUGGAGCUUACUCGUCGUUUGGCACAGUUGCAAAAGCGACGGGAAUUAAAAGCCGCCGGUAUAAACAUUAAACUCUUUCAGAGGAAGAAAAAUGAAAUGGAUUAUAAUGCCGCAAUUCCCUUUGAAAAGAAACCAGCCUUGGGUUUUUAUGACGUUUCAGAAGAAGAACGCGCUAACUUGCGUGAAAAACGUGAUAUUGAUGUUAAGCUUUUGGAAGAGGGCAAGCGCCGUCAAGACGAUUCUAAACAACAGAAGAAACGAUUGGAGCGAGCUAAACCUGCAGCUGGUCUGCGUACGAUGAACAAGGAUGCUCAUGAAGAGAAGAUGAGGCGUCUGGCUGAAGCUCAACAAAUGAGCAAACGUCGGAAAUUGUCUCUUCCAGCUCCUCAAGUUAGUGAGUCUGAGCUAAAGGAUGUGGUUAAGCAAGGCAUGGCGGGAGAUCGUGCUCAAACCAUGGCUACUGUGACUCGACCCGCUACCACAUAUAGUGAAAACAUGAUGGGACGCUAUACACAACUUGAACGGUCUGCUUCUCUCCGUACUCCGCGUGCUGGUGAACUUGAAGGAACUGAGGAUACAAUCACUGUCGAGGCUAAAAAUCUUCUUAUACGAAGCAGAGAGCAGUCUUCCUUGUUGGGCGGAGAAAAUGUUCCAUUGCAACAAGGUGGAACGGGAUACUCCAGCGUAACACCUGUAAGAACGGAAGUUACAAGAACUCCGCAGACAACUGAAAAGCAAAUUACAAUGUUGCAGGCUACUCCUGUUAGAACGGCGACAGCCGUGUAUAAAACUCCCCGUGAUACAUUAGCGCUUAACCAAAAAACGCGUUCAGAAAAAGCAAUUGAAGAAGUAAAGCUCCGAAAGUUUCGUCUGCAAGAAUUGAAGACUGCAUUCGCGACAUUACCAAAACCCAAGAAUGACUAUGAACUUAUGGAGCCUCAGUUUGCUGAGGAAAAUGAUGUUGUUUCUACCGAUGCAGUAGGUAUUGAAGACGCAGGUGAGCGAGAAAAGCGUCUUUUGGAACAAAAGGAAAAAGAACAUGAGCUUGCUCUUCAACGACGGACCCAGGUGGUACAACGCGACCUUCCGAGACCUCAUAUUAUCCGAGUGGACGCAAUAAUAAAAGCUAACACAGUUGUUGAUGAGAACCAAAAAACAGUUUUUGACGAAACUAUAAAGCUAGUGAUUUCAGAUGCAAAACGGUAUCCGCAAGAGAAUACUAAAAUUUUUGGAAAAGCAUUUGUGUUACCAGAGCUCAGUAAUGAGCAGCUUUCCCACUGUUCACAAUUGAUUCAAGCGGAACUGCAGGCUGAGGAACAAUUAUCGGUGGAAGACUUUAAUGGCUCUGUUACUGAAGUACUGGAGAACUUGUCGAAAACGAACAAACCUUUACCCGGUCUUUCUAUUUACGAGGAAGAUGAUGAAGAUGUAUCAAAAUAUGAGGCAGACUACACAAAAAUAGUUUACAAGGCUUUGGCGAAACGUGCCAUGGAAUGCAAUACUAAAGAAGCAGAAUUAGCGGAAAAACUAAAACCAUUCGUGGAAGAAGCUUCUUUACUCGCUGCAAAAACAAAAGAAGCGUGGUCCGCUUUGGAAAAGAGUACUUCUGACUUGCAGUGCUACUCUGAAUUGGAGACUUUAGAACGUGCUGGUUCACAAUUCCGUUUAGAGAAUGCUCGCCGAGAACUGCAGUUGGUGACACAAAUUGAAGCCUUUGCACAGCAAGAGUAUGCUCGUAAACAGUUAAAUCAAGCAUGAUGCACUAAUAGUUUUCCUGGUAUUACGUUCAUUCUACACUACUUUUUUUCGUACUAAUAUGUUCAUCGUUGGUUUGCAUUAAGCUCAUUCAUCUACAGAAAAAUAAUCCAUGAAAGCGAGAAGUAGAAAAGAAAAAGAGGAUAUGAAGCAAGUAGUUUUUUCUCGGGAAUGUUGGAACGUUUUAAUACUCCCAUUGCUGCGAACAUGGUCCAGCCGUACAUAAGCAAUAUUAUUGGGACGCGAACAUACUCAGUGCGUACGAAAGCACAGACUGCUGCAGCAAUGGCUAGAGGAAAUGUAGAAUAUCCAAGAAUGCACACAGACUGGAAAAAGCUAAUGGUAGCACCGAGUAAUUUCAAGUUGAUAGAACACACAGCCUGGCCAAACCAAAUUAAACCAAAGACAACUGUAAACACGGCUUCAGACUGGUUUUCCGGAGCACUUAUAGCAAGGAUAAUGGCAAUGCCAAGAGAAAAAAGCAAAGGUCCCCAUAAGUCCCAACUGUAAAGUCCGUCGGAAUCUUUCGGAUAGAGUGUAUACAGAAGUUUUCGCCCAAUUGACUUCAGAUCAUUCAGCAAAGUUACGACUAUGGGUUCUUCAAGCGUGUCUCCAGCUUUCAAUUGUGUGUCUACCACUGUUUCCGAGCCGAUUCCGGUGUUUUUAUUAGCAGGCCGAUUUACGUCGAGACUUGCUCUGGCGGGAUCCAUUCGAAGCAGAUCCUCAGUCUCGUCCCUUUCAAUCUCAACACUGUAUAGUUCAUGCUGUUCUGAUGACAUUUUUUCCGGGAAUUAUAUGAAGGAAAGAAUUGGCUGUCUUUCGCUGAGUCGGUAAGAACCCGAGGAUAUCUAAGGUUUAAAUGAAACACGCGACGCGAUGCGACGCGCCACGCUUAAUGAACCUUAAUUAUAGAGUGUGCGAUAUUCCUGAACGAGAGCUUAAGAAGAAUUAUAAUGAUUGAACAAUAAAGAAGAUAGUGCAAAUAACAUAUCUAUUUAAAAGACAGCAG